Molecule: messenger RNA, 1099 nt
Organism: Diorhabda sublineata
Lineage: Eukaryota; Metazoa; Arthropoda; Insecta; Coleoptera; Chrysomelidae
Product: T-cell leukemia homeobox protein 1-like
Exons: 3
Coding region: 1-666 (221 amino acids)
Biological process (GO): cell differentiation; regulation of transcription by RNA polymerase II
Molecular function (GO): RNA polymerase II cis-regulatory region sequence-specific DNA binding; DNA-binding transcription factor activity, RNA polymerase II-specific
Source: RefSeq, a predicted model, not a curated record
AUGUCAUUUUUAAUAGACGAUAUUUUGAAUAGUAAAAACGCUAUACAGACUCAGGAAAAUCACGAUAUAGAAAGUGUUUCUUCAAAUUUACCGCCCUUAGAAAAAAAUAAUGAGCAACAUGGAGCAAUUAAUCUCGGUUUUAGUGAACAGAACAGUAUUUUACAUCAGACUUUAUUAAAUCGGCUCAAUUCACCUUAUUUUAGAACUAGUGAACCUCGAGUACCAAGUUUAGACAAUUACCAACAUUUGUGUUACGAUCCGUCCUAUUUAAACUAUUACAGAAGUUUUUAUGAGAGAGAAUAUUCAACUUUACAACGACAAAAGCCAUGGCCCACAUCCCCUUACGAUAACCAACCAAACUAUCUUUCCUAUGCUAUGCAAUAUAAAUAUAUGUAUAGUCCUAGCAAACGGAAAGGAGGACAAGUUCGUUUCACGGCAAAUCAAACGGAUAUUUUGGAGAAAAGGUUUUGUUCUAAUAAAUAUUUAAGUCCAGAAGAGAGAAAAGUUCUGGCGGAAUCUCUGAGUUUGUCCGAUAGACAAGUGAAAACUUGGUUUCAAAAUAGAAGAGCCAAAUGGAGAAGAAGUCAUUCUAACGGCGGACAACCUCAAGGUGCAAUGUCAAAUUCAACAGAUGGGGAUAUAAUUAAAACAGUUAAAGAAAAUUGAACAUAUUUAUUUUGAGAAUCAGGAUGAUGCUGAGUACAAAUGAGUUAGAACCGUGUGUCAGUUUUAGAAAUGCCUGUAAGGAAAUGUUGAUCAAGUGAAGGAUCCAAAAGACUGUAUACGAAUUUUAAACGAAAUUUUGUAUAUAUAAAACAUUUAUUUUAAAAAAUAAAUUAGUUGCUAGCACAUAUUACAUCAAAUUUUAUUGAAAAUAGAUACGUAAAUUACGGUGCAAUGAAUAUUGGUAACAUGCAUGGUUGAUAUCACUUUUUGUUGUACUUUUUAUUAUGAAGUAUACUUGUAACUAUAGACUGGCGAGGAUUGCGAAGUUUCCUAAACCACUUUUGCAAAAAAAAUGUAUAAAAUUCAAAUUUAGAGUUACGAGCCCACCUUAUCAUUUCGGCAGCAAAAAAAUCAUGACUCUUAUAGUUGUAUA